ACCCUACCAACCAUGUUCCGGUACCAACCCCGGUUCUCCCUCCACCAAGAAGUGGCCCAGGCCCUCCUCACGACAUCACCACAUACUCUGGCCACACCUCUGUCUGUGGUGGGCGUGUUCGAGACAGGCGAGGAGACAGCCGAUGGCUUGGGCAUUGCCCAUCGUCACACUCAUGGAGCUUCUCCUCGUGGUGAUGAGCUCGAUCAUGGUGCUGCCACCCAAGAACGGCUUAUAGAGUCAACGUCAUCGUCACACGCUCCGCCAUCGCCGUCACCGAGCCACACGGCUGCGGCUUCCGUCUCGGGCGCCUCGGGUGCUUCGUCCGACUCGGCCUUUGUAUCGGCGGUCUCUGGUGGCGGCGGUGGCGGCGGCGGUGGUGGUGGAGAGGGGCAAGGAGGCGAUGGCGAUGGUCUUGGCGGCGGAGCUGGCCCUGCUGGGCGUGCAUCUCUCCCGCCGCUGCCGACCAUGUUUGUGGUCGGCCAGACCGGCGACGGCGUGCUCCUGGUGGCGACAGAUGGGAUGGACGCCCGAUUUGUGGCUGCUGUCUCGGAGCAAGGCCGGUGCUCGAUGGACGAGGCCGAGGCUGCGCGGCGAACGUUCAUCCACUCGUACGAGGUGGCGACCGGCAAGUGCGAGGUACUCUACACCCACAACGGACUGACGACGGUUGUGGGUGCGUCCAUCAACAACGAUCGGACGCUACUUGGAUUCUCGACCCUCACUCGCCGCGACACUGGCGUGGCGACGGUGGGCGAGAACGGGCUCGAGAGCAGCAUUACCGAGAACGAGUACGAGUCGUGGCUGGUCGAGAUCCACCCGCAGUCCAACUGCUACUCGCUCAACGUCAUCUCGCGCGAGUUUCAGCGCGUCCAGUUCUGCCCGGUCGACAAAGUCUCGUCACGUACGCGGACCUCAUUCUUUGUCUUUAUUCUCGACAACGUCUUUAUCCACCUCUACCAGAUUGCCAUGAAGAAGCGCGACCGCGCGCCGGGUUUCAAAAUCUUCGCCCAGCCCAUGCUCCAGACCCAGCUGUUCAAGCACUUUCUCUGGUAUCAAUGGGACGUGGAGUCGGGCCACCUUUACGUCAUUGUGACACGUCCCAAGGCACCGGACGCCGGUCACGUACUCCGCGGCUACGCGUUCAACGAGCGGCGGCCCGACUGCUUCGCCGAGUUUCCCCUCCCGCUCCUUGCCACCCGCGCGCUCGAUCCUCCAGCCGCACAUGCGUACCUCCCGCUCGCGCUUCUCCCGCACCUGCCCAUUGCCGAUCCGCUCAUCUCGCUCGUCACUCUCCCGUCCGGCGACAAGGUCCUCGUCCAGCAGCAGUAUGUCCGGAGAACGGUCUCCUCGCUCCCGCACAUCCAGGUAUCGGUGACGCUCCUCGCCUACGCCGAGCUGUACAACUUUACCAUUCCCAUGCACAACGUUGCCCAGCCGUCGCUCGGCGACUCGCUCGACGUCCGCGGUCUCACCACAAGCUCGGCUGUCAACUGGGCCUCGGUAGCGCCGGUCGCCGACGUCCUCGUCAUCUUCAUUCCCGACUACUACCUUCACAUCAUCGACUGCGGGACGGCGCAUGCCACCAUGCGCUCGCUUGUCCUCGCCGAUCCAAGCCUUGUGCCGGGCCUACCCGCCCGCGCCCUCUCCGCCGCCCACCCGGACCUCCUCGCUCUCAACUUUGCUAUGCUCGCCGCGCUCCCGGCCGACUCGCCGUCAACCUCGCUCGACCUGCUCUCGGGCCUCGCCUUUACCAUCCACAUCGACCCAGCCGGCCUUGCUGCUCUCUUUGCCCGCCCGGCUGUCGAGUCGCACGUCCACGCCCUCCACCUCAUCCUUGUCCACAUGGAGGACGCACGGCUGGCGGCAUCGCUCCUCUCUGCCAUGUGCGCGUCGUCGCCAGGCCUCGUCGCGCCGGCGCUCUUCAAAGAGUUUAUCAUCGGCUCGGCAUACGCCGCUCUCCGCGCCUGCGGCAUGUCGCCGCACCUGCUUGCCACCAUGCCGCUCUCGUGCACGCCGCUGCUGGCACACGACGAGCGUGACUUGUACGCCUCACGCAGCCUCUCGCGACCACUCACUAGCUACAACUAUGCGCGGCUUGCGGCCGGAACCGGCUCGUUUGCCCGCUCCGGCGCCCCGGUCGCCCCCAUCCCGCGCCGCUUUGCGCUCUCGGACGUUGUGCUGUACGACGACGACGGUGACGGCUCUGCCCGCGCCCGCGCAGGCUCGCCGGCCGGCUCACCGUCUGGCUCGCCAACCGCUCCGUCGCCAUCAGGCGUCAAGCGCCUCUUCCUCAAGCUGUUCAACAUGGAGGACAAGGCCGAGGCCAAGCGGGCCAAGCGGACGUCGUCAUUCCCGGCGCUCGCCAAAAAGGCCAUCCGGUCACGUCCGCACAACACAGCGCUUCCCGCAGGCCGGUUCCCGCUGGACUGGUCGUCGGGCCGGCACCUCGCCGUCCUCGUCGACCACUUGCAAGAGUCGGCGGCCAAAACGCUCCGGUCGUCGUGCGCUCGCUGGGCCGCCGAGUACCAGACCGCGCUGGUCACCGCGUGCGCAACCCUCUUUGCCGCUGUCAACGACGCCGUCGCGAGCGCCUCGCUGCCCAAAUCCGCCCACUUUGCGCUCCUCGAGACCCUCUACUGCGCCAUCGAAGAGCUUCAAGCACCGUUUCCGCUCGGCUUUCAUGCCAUCUUUGCCUUGCUUGGCUUUGACACGCUCACCCGCGCCGCCUUUCUCGCUUACCUCGACCGCGGCGUCUUUCGCGCUACGCCGUCGUUUGUUCUCGAGGCCGCCGCCCGGCUCUCGGACUCGCCGGCCGACACGGCGCUCAAGUACCGGCUCGCCACCGCGCUCGACAAUCCCACAUACAUUGACCAGGUCAUGGGUGCAGAUCCAGUGUUUCUUCUCGACCGCUACGCCUCGCUCUGCACGCUGCCGACCGUCAACGCCAACGCCACGUCGACGGUCUACACCGAGAUCUCGGCAGACGACUCUGAGUCGGCCGCCCCCUUUGUCCCGCUCGCCCUCUACCUACGCCAGCUCGCCGACCUCGCGGCGUCGUGCCCGGAGCUCGCGACCGAAGUCGAGUUUGUGACCGCGUACCUCGUUGCCGAGCAGCAUGCGCUCUUUCUUGUGUGAUACAUGCCGGCUGUCAAGGCGUAAACUGGAUGACCUGCA
This is a messenger RNA of Thecamonas trahens ATCC 50062, 3174 nucleotides long. RefSeq lists its product as uncharacterized. The record is from RefSeq and is a predicted model, not a curated record. Bases 13 to 3135 code for a protein of 1040 amino acids. Lineage: Eukaryota; Apusomonadida; Apusomonadidae. Gene Ontology annotation, cellular component: trans-Golgi network. Gene Ontology annotation, biological process: positive regulation of amyloid-beta formation. The transcript has a single exon.